AUGGCCGACAAGGUGAUUCUGACCGAAGUGCUCGAGGCUUCAAACCUCACCGAGGCCUACGCCGAGCUCACUGCGCAAACUCUCUUCAACGAUCUCGUUGAUCCGGCUCAGGCAUAUAGAUAUGACUUGCUGAAUCUACACGUGAAUAGUUCUUCGAUGACGUAUCCGGAGAAUCCUCCACUGGUACUUAAUGUUGUGGAGUCUGCCCCAUGGUUGCUCCGUACUGUUCGCGAGGAUCCGUCCGUGUCCUACUUUGGUUUGGAUGAUCGUGCCGAACUUGGCGAACCCGUGGACCAGCGCUGGUCCGGUGAUACAACGCGAAAAGAUGACACUUUCACUGUUGAUGAUGCCGUUGAGGCACUCGGCUUUGGACGAUUUCAAGUGAAGCUCAGCAUCCUGACCGGCAUCGCAUGGAUGGCAGAUGCAAUGGAGAUGAUGCUGCUAUCGUUGCUUUCACCUGCAGUUGCCUGCGAAUGGAGAGUGACGUCGGUGCAACAGGCGCUGGUGACGACGUGCGUAUUCAGUGGAAUGAUGCUCAGCAGCACUUUCUGGGGCAAGACUUGUGAUCGAUUUGGCCGUCGAGUGGGUUUGGUCGCGUCGACGGUACUCGCUUCCUUGAUGGGUGCAAUUAGCGCAUUCUCGCCGCAUUUUUACGUGCUGUUGUUCUUUCGUGGGCUCACCGGCUUCGGUAUUGGCGGUGUUCCGCAGUCGUGA
This is a messenger RNA of Angiostrongylus costaricensis, 714 nucleotides long. Lineage: Eukaryota; Metazoa; Nematoda; Chromadorea; Rhabditida; Metastrongylidae. The record is from the annotation of a GenBank genome assembly.